Molecule: messenger RNA, 1471 nt
Organism: Humulus lupulus (European hop)
Lineage: Eukaryota; Viridiplantae; Streptophyta; Magnoliopsida; Rosales; Cannabaceae
Product: WAT1-related protein At4g30420-like
Exons: 7
Coding region: 209-1330 (373 amino acids)
Cellular component (GO): plasma membrane
Molecular function (GO): transmembrane transporter activity
Source: RefSeq, a predicted model, not a curated record
UACAGUUGUUAAAACCAAUCAGCUCCUUCUAUAGUACUUCCUUUUGAAGAAGUCCCAUAUUAUAAUAAUCUCUCUUUUGACCUCUCUCAUGCUUCUGUAACAUAAAUAUAUAUUUAUAUAAAGGUGGAGAGGUAUGUCUACUUCCAAUAGUGGAAGCUCAGAACAAAGAUUUUGAUUUUGUUUUGAGAGAAAGAGAAUAAAACUAAGUAUGGGAGGGUAUGAUGAGUACAAGCCAGCAAUGGCAAUGUUUGCCUUACAAUUUUCUUAUGCAGGAGUUGCUCUGUCCACAAGAGCUGCUCUACUACAAGGAAUGAGUCCCACUGUCUUUGUGGUUUAUAGGCAAGCCAUAGCUACUUUGGUCAUUGCACCAUUAGCUUAUUUCACAAGAAGAAAAUCAGGAGGCCCUUCAAUGGGAUUAAGGAGUUUUACCUUGAUAUUUUUGGCUUCCCUUAUAGGUGUAGCAAUCAAUCAGAAUAUUUAUUUUCAAGGUCUAUAUUUGGCCUCUUCAUCAAUGGCAAGUGCUAUGGCAAAUCUUGUCCCAGCAGUCACUUUUCUAAUUGCAUCUAUUCUUGGAUUAGAAAAGGUAAACAUUCGAAGCUUGAGAAGCUUAGCCAAGAUAGUAGGAACCAUCUUAUGUGUGAGUGGUGCCAUGUCCAUGGCAUUGCUCAAAGGCCCCAAACUCCUUAAUGCUGAGCUUCAAAAUCUACCCAGUAAUUCCUUUUUCGGAUCCGGCAAUAGUACUGAUGAUUGGAUAUUGGGUUGUAUAUUUCUCUUUGGAAGCUGUUGUUGCUGGUCCAUUUGGUUGAUUCUGCAGGUUCCUGCCUCAGCAAGCUAUCCUGACCACCUUUCUUUAUCAGCUUGGAUGUGUUUCAUGGCAACAAUACAAUCAGCAAUAAUUACACUCUUUUUAGAGAAGGAUCUAGAGGCUUGGAAGUUCAGCACUGGUUUGGAACUUGGUUGUUGUUUUUUUUCAGGAAUUGUAGGAUCUGGGGUCUCAUUCUUUGUUCAAGCAUGGUGCAUAUCUGAAAGGGGUCCACUCUUCUCUGCUAUGUUCAAUCCUUUAUGCACUGUUAUAGUGACCAUUUUGGCUGCUAUAUUUCUUCAAGAGAAGAUUUAUACUGGAGGCUUGGUAGGUGGAAUCGGUGUCAUCAUUGGUUUAUACAUUUUGUUAUGGGGUAAAGCCAAAGACAUAAAGGUAGUUAUUGAAGAGGAAACUGAUCCGAAUCUACAAAAUAGUACUCAAGAGAGGAAACAAAUUGAUGACGUUUUGGAGAAGGGAAGUUAUCAAGUCGACUUGAAGGAACCCCUUUUAUCUAACCAAUCAUCUUAAAAGAAUAUAUAUAUAUGGAAAUUCUACAAUACACACCACUUCCUAUUUUUGAUACCUAAAUGAUUUAUGAUUGUAAUUUUUUUUUUGUCAUGAUUGUGUAUAUUGUAUUUAUUUUAGAGCAUCUUGCAAGUUUUCAAGAAA